Messenger RNA from Helicoverpa armigera (cotton bollworm), 2799 nucleotides. RefSeq names its product ATP-dependent DNA helicase 2 subunit 1 (gene Irbp). The record is from RefSeq and is a predicted model, not a curated record. Gene Ontology annotation, biological process: telomere maintenance; double-strand break repair via nonhomologous end joining. Gene Ontology annotation, cellular component: nucleus; Ku70:Ku80 complex. Gene Ontology annotation, molecular function: damaged DNA binding; telomeric repeat DNA binding; DNA helicase activity. The transcript has a single exon. NCBI's taxonomy places the organism in Eukaryota, Metazoa, Arthropoda, Insecta, Lepidoptera, Noctuidae. The coding region runs from base 966 to 2753 and encodes 595 amino acids.
GUGAUUAAACAAAUAAAUAGUGGAAUUAGAAUUUUCUUUCAAAUUAUAGUUCAUUAUUUAACGUUACCUGUUUGUUUAUACACUUUGACUAUUGUGAUGUAUUUAGAUUAUUAUAACUUUAGUUGAAGGUAAAACUGGUGUAGUAGUCACAAACAACUGGCAGGCUGGCAAAACCCAGAACAAAAACGUGAUUGAUUUUCAAAAAUAUUUUUAAAAUACUCUAUUUCCGCCCGCGUUUCCCAACGCAUCCUGAUAGAACUACUUACCUAGGUUUCCGAAAAAUAAAAAAAGUUAAAAUAUUGCCAACUAGCCUCUGGCCGCGGUUUCACUCGCGUCCUGGAUGGUGACAAAAACUAUCCUAUAUCUUUCUUCCGGGUCUAAGUUACCUCCCCUCUAAUUUUCAGCUUAAACGGUUCAGCCAUUCUUGAGUUAUAAAAUGUGUAACUAACGCGACUUUCUUUUAUUAUAAUAAAUAUACUAGCCGUUUUCCCGCGGUUUCACCUGCGUCCCGUGGAAGCUACUGCCCGCACCGGGAUAAAAUAUAGCCUAUGUUACUCGCUGAUAAUAUAGCUUCCUAAUGUUGAAAGAAUAUUUAAAAUCGAUCCAGUAGUUUUUGAGUUUAUCCAUUACAACCAAACAAGCAAAGUUUUCCUCUUUAUAAUAUAGGUAUAGAUAUCAAUCUCCAUUGAGCAGCUUAUAACAUUGAAGGAUGCAAGAAAAACAUUAUAGAGCUUUUUGAACGGAAAUGUUCAAUCACUAUUUGUCAUCAAUGUGAAUGUCAUUGUCACUGUCAUCUUGUGCGCGGAUUAAGGAUUUAAAACUUGUCUUGACUUGUUUAUUUUUGGUAUUUGGGAAAUUACUGCAAAUUUUCUUGUAAAACACAAUAAUAAAUUAGCACUGAAAAGCAUAAUCUGUAAAACGUAAGUAAGCUAUAUAGAUUUUUGAUUUAAAUAAAAUUCGAUAAGAUGAACAGCGAUGAGGAAAAUGAGAACUUGCCUGAAUGGAAAGGCAUUCCCGCCACAAUUAUAUGUAUCAACAGCUAUGGCCCUAGUGCUCUAAACUCUGCACAAGUUGCACACACGGCUACCUGUAGAAUGAUGCGCCAGUAUUUAAGAAUAUCCAGCUCCCAACUCAUCGGAGUUUGUUUAUAUGGUACCGAAGGAUCAAACACUUCAGUUUUUGGAAUAAAAAGUGUUGAAGAAAUUUUUCCACUCUCAUCGCCAACGUUAAAAGAUUAUAAGAAACUCCAAAACAUUGAAAUUUCGUCUUUGAAACAAGCAAAAGAGUUAUCACUAUCAGAUGUCCUAUGGUACUGCAAGAAAGCAUUUGCUAGUUGCAAAAAACAGCUCUCCACCCGGACUAUUAUUAUGUUAUCCCGGUUUGAUUUACCUCCAUUACAAUCUGAUGAAAAACCAGCACUCAAGAGAGUUGUAGAUUUGGUUGAUUCAAAUAUUGGAAUAAGACUCAUCAAUGUUGCUGAAACUGAUUAUGAUGUACACCCAUUCUAUGCAAUCUUUUUAAAUGAAGCAAAUAAGGGAGAAGACGUAGCUUUACCCAAAGCAAUUUGGGAUCCCAAGGAAGUGGAACACAUUAUGUAUCAACAGGCACAUCGCAAUUUACCAGUAUCUAGACUGAGUUUUGAAAUAGGUGAUGGGUUCGCAAUUGGAGUUGGAGUAUACAGUCUUUUGAAGGAUUAUGGACAAACAACACAGAAAUCUUCUGAUUUAGAAAGAGACACUAAUGCAGUUCUUACCAGUGUAAAUAAAACAAUGAAAGUUAAAAUUGAUAAUGAUGAAAAUAUGGAUGUUGAUGAGGCAGAACAAGAGUCAAGACCUGUCCCGUUACUGAAGUCAGAGCAACUUCACUAUGUCAAUCUGGGUGACGAAAAUAUUGAGUUCACAGAAGAGGAAAAGAUGACACUCAAAAAUCCAUUUGGGCCUCCCAUGCUAAAACUUCUUGGAUUUAAACCUGCUAGUGUCAUAUGUAAAGAAAAAUGGUUUUACAAAACAGGCUAUUUUUUAUUUCCCAGUGAAAGCACAAUAGAAGGUUCUUUUGUAGCAUUCAAGGCUUUUCAUCAAGCUUGUGCAGAGACAAAUAAAGUUGCAAUAUGUGUUUUGUGCACCAGAAAAAAUGCUAAACAUAAUAUUGUAGCUCUUUCUCCAACUUCUCAUCCCCUUGGUCUAAAUGUUGAUAUAGGAUUUGAUGUUAUUCGUAUACCUUUUGUAGAAAAUGUACGAAACAUUCCAGUUUUUGAAGAAGAUGAACAAGAACCAAUUUGUCCAACAAAUAAAAAUGUUAUGAUGGACAUUUUGAAUAAUUUAAAGUUUGAUUAUAGUCCUGGUAUGUUUGAAAAUCCUAAACUACAAUCACAGUACAAAGCCAUUGAAGUAAAAGCCCUGGAGGAAGAAGAAGACAAUGAGCCCUUCAUAGACACAACUAAACCUGAUAUAAAGAGGUUUCAAGGAUUGCAGUAUGAUUUAUUUUACGAAUUGUUUGGCCCUUUCUCAGCUAAAGCUAUAAAGAAAGCUACAUCAUCAAGAGAUGGUGGGCCUGAAAGAAAGAAGACAAAACUCACAGAUGGCCUGAUUGAUGAAGAAUUACUCCAAGAGAGACUUGAUAAUCAGAGAGUUAAGGAUUAUACAGUCUCACAAUUGAAAGAUAUAUUGAAAAGUAAAGACAUUCCCGGCUUACCUGCUUUGACAGGUUUGAAAAAGGAUGAGCUUGUUAAGUUGGUUUACAGAUAUUACAAUUAGUUUAAGAUUUGUAUGUUUUUUUUUGUAAUAAACAUUAUUUAAAGCA